Molecule: messenger RNA, 483 nt
Organism: Aureococcus anophagefferens
Lineage: Eukaryota; Pelagophyceae; Pelagomonadales; Pelagomonadaceae
Product: expressed protein
Exons: 1
Coding region: 1-483 (160 amino acids)
Source: RefSeq, a predicted model, not a curated record
AUGACGGCCGGCUGGGAAGACCAGUCCAAACGCAAGGUCGUCAUCGCGAAAUUUCAAGCCGUCACGGACGAGAUCGAGCUGAGGAAUCAUGAACAACACAUGGCGGAAAACGGCUGGAAAUACUGCAAGCAUGGAGACAAGCACUGGGACUGCCCGGAAUGCUGCGACGCGUGGGCCGCGGGCUGCGAGGAUACCGACGAGGAAGUUCAAGACGUGUGGGAGUUGCCGCCGGCCGUCGACUCCGCCGAGGCGACCAUCCCCGUGGAAAUCGCCGCGAUCAUCGACGGGUCGGAGGCCAUCUCCGUCGCCGCCGUCGGCGUGUUCGAAGCGGCGGAGGCGCUGGCCGACGGCGCGGCCGCGGUCCCGGCGCCCAUCGACGUCGAGCGCCUCACGCCCGUCCAGCUCGCCGAACUCAUCGGCCGCGCGGCCUCGUCCCUCAACUCGAAGGCGCGCGCCUUCGCCGACGCCAUCCAGGAAGACUAA